Lucilia sericata (common green bottle fly) is the source of this 2240-nucleotide messenger RNA. It is a transcript of the gene Ubc2, whose product is annotated as ubiquitin-conjugating enzyme E2 E1. Gene Ontology annotation, biological process: protein polyubiquitination. NCBI's taxonomy places the organism in Eukaryota, Metazoa, Arthropoda, Insecta, Diptera, Calliphoridae. Gene Ontology annotation, cellular component: nucleus. The transcript is spliced from 4 exons. Gene Ontology annotation, molecular function: ubiquitin conjugating enzyme activity. The record is from RefSeq and is a predicted model, not a curated record. The coding region runs from base 320 to 1150 and encodes 276 amino acids.
ACUACUGUUUGCGAAAAAAAAAUCAAAGCGUUUCAAAAAAAGUUUGAUGGGAAGAAAGAAAAAAUUUGAUUUAAAUUAAAAAAGAUAGAAAAUUGGUUAAAAUAAUUAACAAAAACAUAAAACUAAUAUAAAAAUAUUAGUUGAAAGCUAAAUAUUAACAUAAAAAAACAGGUGAAUAGACUUUAAAAAAAGUAAUAAAGAAAAAAAUUCGCAAAAAUUAAGACAGGCAGAGAAAAAAACGCUUACUUGCAAACUUGUUUUUUAUUUGGCCAACAUCAAACUAUAACUUGUUCUUUCUCCUGCUACCUUGAGUACCACUAUGUCUUCAACUUCUACGACUAGUGGUGGUCCAUCAGCAACUAAUACGACAGCUUCAUCGGCUGCUGCCACUGGUCUUGUGGCCGCCAAUUCACCACCAGGCACUGCCAAUAAUAUGUCUGCUACCAAUAAUGCCACCACCACCACAACCAACACAAAUUCUACACCCAAUUCUGGACGCGGUCGUAAUGGUAAUAAUGCCACGGUAGGUGCUACCAAUAAUCCCGCCUCUUCGGGUUCAUCAACAAAUGCUUCCACUGGCUUAGGGGGUGCCGGCAUUGGCGGUGGUGGUGUUAGUGGUGGCUCGUCCUCGACUGCAGCGGCCACGACUAGUGAGGAAACGCGUAAAGAUCCCAAACCAAAUCCAAAAAUCUCAAAAGCUUUGGGUACUUCAGCCAAACGUAUACAAAAAGAACUGGCCGAAAUUACUCUAGAUCCACCGCCCAACUGUAGUGCCGGUCCCAAGGGUGAUAAUCUAUAUGAAUGGGUUUCGACCAUUUUGGGACCACCCGGUUCCGUAUAUGAAGGUGGUGUUUUCUUUUUGGAUAUUCACUUUUCACCCGAGUAUCCUUUUAAACCUCCUAAAGUUACGUUCCGUACUCGUAUCUAUCAUUGUAACAUCAAUAGUCAAGGUGUUAUUUGUUUAGAUAUUCUCAAGGAUAAUUGGUCGCCAGCAUUGACCAUAUCAAAGGUGUUGCUGUCAAUUUGUUCCCUGCUGACUGAUUGUAAUCCUGCCGAUCCUUUGGUUGGUAGUAUUGCUACUCAAUAUUUACAAAAUCGCGAAGAGCAUGAUAGAAUCGCUAGACUAUGGACAAAAAGGUAUGCAACAUGAUUUCCCCAAACAUUAUCAUCUAACGAACGUUGUAGUUGUAAGAAGAACCUCAAAUAUUAUAACAACAUAAACUUAACACUUAUUACAUUAUAUAAAUGGAUAGAUAUGAACUACAACAUUAACAGCAACAACAAUUUAUUAUUAUAUAACAUUUAGAAUGAAAGAAAAAACCAACCAACUGAAAAAACAAAACGAAUUAUUAUUGCAAAUAAAUUACUGCAAAACUAUAUAAUUAUUUAAUAAAGAUAAACAAAAAAAAAAAAAAAAUAAACUUUAAUAAAAUAAAACCGAAAAUCUUAAUGGCAAAAUAAUAAAAAAUAAACUUAUCCUAAAAAUAAAAACAAAAUCAUAAUAUUAAAACAAGAAAAAACAAAUACACAAAAAAAAUCAUGGCAUUAAAAAAUAAAAUAACAAAAGAAAACACAAUAAAAAAAUUAAAUAAAGCAAAGAGAAAUUGAAAAUAAUUAAGUUCUACAAAAAGAGAAAAGCAAAAAGCAUGAAAAAUAAGUGAAUUAAUUUGUAAAGCUCUUUAACAAAAAAAAAAAAAAUUGCAUUUGAAAAAAAAAAAAUACAGAAAAACAGGUGACUGAAAAAUUUUUGUUUAAAAUUUUGCUUAAAUUAAUAUUGAAAAUCUUUUAAAUCCUGUAUUUUAAACAAUUUGCUAAAUUUAAAUAUUUGCCUAAACUUUCCUGCAUAAAAACAAUGUUUUCUUUUUCCCGCUCUAGCAGCAAAAUAUAAUAUAAUUGUAGUUUAUGUACAGUUUUAAGUAAUUAAACUAACAACAAACGAAUUAAUUUAAAAACAAACCUACAUACCUAAAAUACACACAUACAUACAUAUAAAACAUCUAUACAUAAUGAAAAAAAAAAAAACUAACAAAAAACCACACAAAUAUACAUAUUAUAUACACAAAAUAUAACAACUACAAAACAAGAAAGAAGAAAGCAAAAGUAAAUAAAACACAAUAAUGAAUGAUGCUCCUUUUCCAUUUUCCCCCAUGCUACAUUUGCAAUUUAAUAUCUUUGUGUAUUUGUAGUUAUUAAUUUAAUAUUACAAUUUGUUUUGUUUUAUUUUAUAUAUUAAAAAAAAA